UUCAAACCUACUGCUAGUGGUAUCUCUCCCUGAUGCGUUUUCUUCUAUCUCGCCUCCUUCUCUCCUCGCCGUUGCCGUCUGCCGCCCUACCUCGCCGUCUCCUUCCAUCUCCGGCCUACUGCUUCUCCCGUCGACAUUCUCAAAAGUAACAUUAAAGAUAUUUUAGACACUCCUGAACUUCAAAAGACAAGGCAUUGCAAACUUUCAAGACCGGAUCCAAUCAAUCUCUUCCACAAUCUUAUAAUAAGCACCUGGAUUCACAUCUAAACUUUGCUGGGAUGCAGAUAUCAAGAAAAAAAACCUUGUUAAUACAGUAGCUUACAACAAAUCCCCUUCACAAAUUAUGGUGAGACUAAGACACCUAAAGCAAAAUUCCAUCCGUGCCCUCCUUUCUCCUCUCAACACCAACAAUCCCUUCAACUACUCAACAUUAGCAGCAUCCACCACCACCAAUCCUCUCAGUUUAAACCCAUUAUUCCCAUCUUUCUCAUCUCCAUCCCAUAAAUUACAAGCAAACGAUUUGGUUUUAACAUUUCGCGAAUGGUUCAAGUCAAGUGGAAACCCUCUUCUUGACCAAAUCCUUGAAGUCUUAUCUUCAAUUGAAAACCAAGAUCUUAUAGUCGAACGUGAAGCCAUAGAUGCAGCCUUAUCUUCUCUAAAUCUACACCUCACAGAGUCACUUGUUCUUGAUGUUUUAUCAUACGGGAAAGACGUUUUAUCUUGCACCAAAUUCUUCGAUUGGGCGGGUCGACAACCCGGUUUUCACCAUUCCCGAGCCACAUUCCAUGCAAUUUUCAAGAUCCUUUCAAGAGCAAAGCUGAUGUCUUUAAUGUUUUACUAUUUAGACAGCUAUAGCAAGCUUCGAGGGGGUCACAAGUCAAACUUUCACAACAUUUUGGUAAUGGGUUAUGCUGUUGCAGGAAAACCCGAAAUUGCCCUUCAGUUAUUCGGACGUAUGCGUUACCAAGGUAUUGAUUUAGAUGAUUUUGCUUAUCAUGUGCUUUUAAAUGCUUUAGUGGAAGAGGGUUAUUUUGAUGGAGUUGAAUCAAUUGCUACACAGAUCAAGAAUCGUGGUCUUGAAUCCGAAAUCACUUAUUCGAUUUUGGUUAAGAGUUUUUGUAGGAAAAAGGAGUUUGAUAAAGCUGAAAGUUAUCUUCGUGGGGUGAUUAAUAGUGGGAUUAAGAUAAAAAGUGGUGGUUAUAUAGUUGGUGCUCUUGUUGAUGGGUUAUGUAAGAACAAUGAGUUUGAUAAAGCUGGGAAAUUAGUCGAUGAAUUUGGAGAAUUUCAUGUUUAUGAUAUAUGGAUUCGGGAACUCGUUCGUGCUAGAAAGCUGGAUGGAGCUAUGGAGUUUUUGCAAAAAACUAGGAACCAAAAGACGGCUGUUUAUGUUCCGGAUGUUUUCCGUUACAACUCCUUGAUUUUAAGACUUCUAAGAGAAAACAGACUUGAAGAAGUAUGUGAUUUAGUGAUUGAAAUGAGAGAGAAUAAUAUCCCUCCAGAUGAGUUAACAAUGAACAUUGUUUUAUGCUUUUUUUGUAAAGCAGGAAUGGUGGAUAUUGCUGUAAAGUUAUACGAUUCAAGAACAGAGAUUGGAUUAUCUUUGAGUUCAAUGGCUGUUAAUUAUUUAAUGAAUACCCUUUGUAGGGACGGAAGCGUCAUUGAUGCAUAUCGUAUUUUAAAAAACUCACUUGAUCAAGGGUAUUUCCCGGGAAAAACCGCGUUUUCUAUCAUGGCUGAUGCUUUAUGCAAGGUGGAAAAACUCGACAUAAUGGAUGACUUGUUUCGUGUUGCUUUGGAACACAAGAUUAUGUUGAGUGAUAAGUUUCAUGAAAAGUACAUAAAUGCCCUUUGUAGGAUUGGGAGAUUAGAAGAUGGGUAUAUCAGACACGUGGAAUUAAACCGGUUAAAUGAAGUCACACCCAAAUUUGCUUACAACUCUUUGAUAGAUGGGUUUAUUAAUCGCAAAAGAGGCGAUAUUGCAGCAAUGUUAUUGAUACAAAUGCAAGAAAAACAUCAUACCCCUACCCGGAAAUUGUUUUGUAGUGUGAUUCAAAGCAUAUGUGAAAUGGAAAAUCCCGAAAAACAGUUUCAAAAGUUGUUGGAAAUGCAGUUGUCUAUUCAGAAACUCGGGUGUUGGGUUUUUAAUCAUUUUAUAGAAGGAGCUGGGAUUGCUAAAAGACCUGAUUUAGCUAAAGAAGUUUAUCAAAUGAUGAAAAGAAAUGGGAUUUCUCCUAAUGUGAGUGCGGAUAUUUUACUGUUGAAAAGUUUUCUAUCAAGUGAAAAAGUAUCCAAUUCUUUAUCUUUAUUCUAUGAUGUUUCUAAAAAACGAAAAAUCGGGAGAAAAGUAUUCAACACGAUUGUUGUUGGUUUAUGCAAAGCAAAUAAACCUGACAUUGCUUUGAGCAUCUUUUCAGAAAUUAGAGAAAAAGAGAAGACGUUGAGACCCAGUCUUGAAUGUUAUGAAGAACUUGUAUACGUUUUAUGCAAAUACAAAAGAUACGACAAGGUCAUGGAUGUUAUCAGUGACAUGAUUCGAGUUGGGCGUCCUUUAUCGUCUUUUAUCGGUAACAAUUUGCUUCUAUAUUCUUUAAAAGAUCAAAACCUAUACAGCACUUGGGUUGACUCACUACCCACCGAGUCAACCGAGUCGACUCAGUCGUCACCUAUGUGGAAACUCGGCGAGUUGGUUGGGUUGUUUUCUGACCGGUUUAGAGACGAUAUAGAUAUCGAUGAGUUGGAGGAAGUAGUGGGGAAGUGUUUUCCACUUGAUAUAUACACAUACAACAUGCUUUUGAGGAAACUAAUAAAGAAACAGGUGGACGAUGCUUCUAGAUUGUUCCGGAAGAUUUGUGAGAAAGGGUAUAAACCGAAUCAGUGGACUUAUGAGACUUUGGUGCAUGGGUUUUACAGACAUGGUAGGGCGGCUGAAGGUAAAGUAUGGCUGGAGGAGAUGCAGAAGUUAGGGUUUACUCCAAGUGAGGCUACAACAGUUUUGCUUUAAAGAUUAUCAAAAGACUAUCACAGUGGUUUUCAUGUCUACCAAAUGAAACCUUGUAGACAUGAGUUAUCAUCAAAGCAAAGAGAGAGGAAUGAAGGUAAAGUCUGACAAGAGGUUGUUUGUGUUGGAGUUAUCAUCAAGCGGUCACAACAUCCUUGAGCUAGUCCCUAGUCCAGGAAGACAGCCUCGGUUGUGGCGGUAGGACACAUGUGCACCCUUGAUGUUGGCCUGCAGGAAGGGCACAUCAACAUAAUACAAAUAUUUCAUAAAAACAACACAUUUUGUUGAAAUUUAUAAGCUGUAUAUUGGUCUUUUUGCCAUUGGUCAAGUUGUAGGUAGGAAUUGAUCCAUGGGGGCCUGUUUAGGUUAUUAGGUGUUAAGAUCGAGUUUACCUUGAAUACUACGUGUUAUAGGGUAUCGUCAUGUAACUACUUCCCCAUGGUCAACUCAUGGUUUGACAGCAACUUAGUUGAGAAAAACUCAGUUUAUACCAAAACUGUAUGUGUGGUUUGGAAACUAGUUAUAUGGUAUUCCACAUCGAUAUAUUACGUUCAAAGACAUUAAAA
Molecule: messenger RNA, 3564 nt
Organism: Lactuca sativa (garden lettuce)
Lineage: Eukaryota; Viridiplantae; Streptophyta; Magnoliopsida; Asterales; Asteraceae
Product: pentatricopeptide repeat-containing protein At1g71210, mitochondrial
Molecular function (GO): protein binding; mRNA binding
Source: RefSeq, a predicted model, not a curated record